GGCUGCGGCGCGGGGCAGAAAGUGCUGAACGUUCCAUCCCCCGAGCGCGCGGGGCCUCGUGAAUUUAAGCCCGGAGUUUGCAGGGAGGCGCCUCUUUUUCGCGGGGGCGUCCGCCGUUGCACCGAGGAUCCCAGCUGCUAGUACUUCCUGGUGCCAUGGCCAACACAAACGCCGGCGGAGACCAGGUCACCAGGGACCUCUGGGUCUCUCAUAACAAGAUGGUGAUGGAAGCCCUGGACACCAAUGACCCCGAGGUCUACGAUAUUAUCAAGAAAGAGAAACGGCGUCAGAGACUCGGGUUGGAACUGAUCGCAUCGGAAAACUUUGCCAGCCGAGCUGUUCUGGAGGCCUUAGGUUCCUGCCUGAACAACAAAUACUCAGAAGGAUAUCCGGGGCAAAGAUAUUAUGGUGGGACAGAAUUCGUUGACGAGUUGGAAAGACUUUGCCAGAAGAGAGCCCUGGAGGCCUAUGGGCUAGACCCACAGAAGUGGGGGGUCAACGUCCAGCCCUACUCAGGGUCCCCCGCAAACUUCGCUGUGUACACCGCCCUGGUUGAGCCCCAUGGGAGGAUUAUGGGCUUGGAUCUGCCAGAUGGGGGUCAUCUCACCCACGGCUUCAUGACUGACAAGAAGAAAAUCUCCGCCACGUCCAUCUUCUUUGAGUCGAUGCCCUACAAGGUCAACCCCGAAACGGGCUACAUUGACUAUGACCGACUGGAGGAGAACGCCCGCCUCUUUCAUCCAAAGCUGAUCAUUGCAGGGGUCAGCUGCUAUUCCCGGAAUUUGGACUACGCCCGGAUGAGGAGGAUCGCGGAUGAGAACAGCGCCUAUCUCAUGGCCGAUAUGGCCCACAUCAGUGGCUUGGUGGCCGCCGGCGUGGUGCCCUCCCCCUUCCAACACUGCGACGUGGUUUCCACCACCACCCAUAAAACCUUGCGGGGCUGCCGGGCUGGCAUGAUCUUCUACCGGAAAGGCGUCCGCAGCGUGGACCCCAAAACGGGGAAGGAGGUCCUGUACAACCUGGAAAGCCUCAUCAACCAGGCAGUCUUUCCUGGUCUCCAGGGAGGCCCUCACAAUCACGCCAUCGCAGGCAUUGCUGUGGCUUUGAAACAAGCCAUGACUCCCGAAUUCAAGACGUACCAGCAGCAGGUGGUGGCCAACUGCAAAGCUUUGUCAGCCGCGCUCACCAGCUUGGGAUACCACAUCGUCACUGGGGGUUCCGACAACCACUUGAUUCUUGUCGAUCUGCGCAACCGGGGCACGGAUGGGGGACGAGCUGAACGGGUCCUAGAGCUCUGCUCCAUCGCCUGCAACAAGAACACCUGUCCAGGAGACAAAAGCGCUUUGCGCCCCAGCGGGCUGAGAUUGGGGACCCCGGCUCUCACCUCCAGAGGACUCCUGGAAGACGACUUUAAAAAAGUAGCUCACUUCAUUCACAAAGGUAUAGAGCUCACCUUGCAGGUCCAGAGCGACAUGAGCCCCAAAGCCACCCUGAAAGAGUUCAAGGAGAAGUUGGUGACGGAGCAGAAGUAUCAAGGGCUGCUAAGGUCCCUCGAGCAGGAGGUGGAGACCUUCGCCAGUUCCUUCCCGCUUCCCGGCUUGCCUGUGUUGUAAAGGAGCCACAUCUGGAAUGGCAGCCCCCACCCACCCCAGCUGCCCUCUUGCAACAAGACCCUCCCUCCCCCCAAUACCCGUCUUUGGUUUCCCUUGGCUUGGCCUCUGCUUUUGUCAUCAGCUUUUUAACCAAAUUCUGUUCCUCCCCCUUUUCUUUUAAAAAGAAAAAUGUACUGGAGCUGGCAAGGAAAUGGAAGGAGGGUGAAAUUUAGCAUGAGGGGCCGCUGUCAUCAGCGUUGCCUUCCUUUCUUAGGGAGUGAGAUCCCAGGUCAAUGAACAGGAGUUUCACCCUUACGAAAGAAAAAUAAUCCAUUUUAAAUGGGGGAGAGGGAGGGUUCAUAGUCCAGCUAACUGAGUUGUAUUUUUAUGAGGUUUGGCAUCUGGGGCAGUGAGGCUGUUUUGUGGGACGGCUCCACGUUUAGUCUCAACGGUUCUUUGGAAAGUAAUUCUGCAAGACUCCUUGAAAAUGUGUAAAUGAAGACUCAAUCAUCCAGGCCAAAAGUACCUAAAAAGGUUAAAUCGUGGCAACUGGACCAAAGUUUAUUAAAACGGAGACUUUUUGUUACUCGUCCAAGUGACUUCUUCGGAAACUCCCUGCUGCCUGUAUGGCAAUAGUUGUGGGUCAUUUCAACAUCUCUCUGCCUACCCAAAAUUUUCGUUCUGACUGAAGAAGUCACUUGGAUGAGAAACAAAACAGUUUUAAUCCCCUUUGGUCCAGUUGCCAUGAUUUACCCUUUUUAGAUACUCCUUGAAAUGUUUUUGGACUCGUUUCAGAGCCCUUCCUGAUGGGAUUAUUCCACCUUGUGCUCUUUCGCCCUUUGACCUUGUGGGAAAAGGAAGAAAUAGCACAAUUGUAUAAAAGGUUUUCAAGCAGAAGAUGCUAUCUAGGCCUGUUGCCAGAAAAAAUAAACAAACACAUUGAUACAACAGGAGAAGCAUCUCUUCUAGAGAUCUUUUGGAGAGAAGUUGGGGGAAAAAUUGUUCUCCAAACUGUUUUGCUCUUAAGUUACAGAAUUUAUUGCCACAGUUUAUAGGGAUGACAAUAACGCUUAAGCAGGAGACGGCCUUCCUUCCAUUUACCUCGCAGCCUUACCAGGAAACCUGGUGGUUGGCCAGGGAGGGAAGCAGGAAGCUAAACGAUGCAGGGAUUUUAAUUUUCUCUCGUACGCCUGAGCUUGUCCCACGGUUUGUACUUCCAGUUCCCAAAAAGCAGAGGUGUCGUUCAAGGAAAGGGGCGCUUUUAAUGACAAGCUGAGCAACAUAUUUGACACCAAUUUCUCCCCAAUUGCAAUUUGCCUCCCCACCCACCACAGACAGUUGCCUUCACUGUACUAGAUGCACAAGCCCAAAAAGACCGUCAGGACAGUUUUUACUAAGCACAAUAAAAUUAAGAAUUUUACCACGAGUGCAUGGGUUAUAUAAGCUUUAAAAAAUACAACAAUAUAUAUAUAGAUAUAGAUAUAUAUUUGUAUUUCAAAAAAUAUUUGCGCCCAAAUAAAUAAUUUCCUUUUUUAAAUAUA
Molecule: messenger RNA, 3133 nt
Organism: Ahaetulla prasina
Lineage: Eukaryota; Metazoa; Chordata; Lepidosauria; Squamata; Colubridae
Gene: SHMT1
Product: serine hydroxymethyltransferase 1
Exons: 12
Coding region: 156-1613 (485 amino acids)
Biological process (GO): protein homotetramerization; purine nucleobase biosynthetic process; folic acid metabolic process
Cellular component (GO): cytoplasm; nucleus; cytosol
Molecular function (GO): pyridoxal phosphate binding; protein homodimerization activity; zinc ion binding
Source: RefSeq, a predicted model, not a curated record